AUGUCAGAAUUGAGUAUAGACUUUCUGGAUGAAUUAAACCAAGCUGACUCAGAAGUGGAAAACAGUAAACGCCGUUUGCAGCACUAUGAAGACAAACAGAAAGAACACUUGGCUGGCAUAAAAAGACAUAAAGAAUUACUAGCUGCCAAAGAAAAAGAAUUAGAGGAAAAAAUUGCACAAGCUAGGCAGAUCUACUCAGAGCGCAUAGAGGUCAGCAGAACUGUUAAGAGUCUUGAUGCAGAAAUGAAUCGCUUGAGAGAGAGGAUAAAUUCAGAAAAUGAUCGCCAUGGAAACAGAGAAGAAAUAGUACAGCAAUUUCAUGAUGCAAAGGAAAGAUAUGAGGAUGCAAACAGUAAAGUAAGGAAUUUAAAGAAAUUUAUUAGGCUGCUGGAAGAAAUAAUGACACAGAGAUUCAAAAUAUAUUGGCAAUUCUUAAGGCUCCUUUCUUUACGAUGCAAACUCUACUUUGACCAUUUAUUACGUAUUCGAGCUUGCUCUGGAAAAAUAAUUUUUGAUCACAAGAAUGAGACACUUUCAAUAACAGUUCAGCCUCGAGAGGAAGACAAAGCUGCCCUUAAUGAUGUGAGAUCUUUAUCAGGAGGUGAACGUUCCUUCUCAACAGUUUGUUUCAUUCUUUCUCUGUGGUCCAUUACCGAAUCCCCUUUCAGAUGCUUGGAUGAAUUUGAUGUCUACAUGGACAUGGUUAACAGAAGAAUUGCAAUGGAUAUGAUUCUUAAGGUGGCUGACUCUCAGCACCAUCGACAGUUCAUUUUGCUCACCCCACAAAGCAUGAGUUCUCUGCCUACAAGUUCCCGUAUUCGAAUCCUCCGAAUGCAAGACCCUGAAAGAGGCCAAAAAACAUUGAAUUUCCAAAAUAGGAAUGACAAAGAGGAAGAUCAAUAA
Molecule: messenger RNA, 903 nt
Organism: Fulmarus glacialis (Northern fulmar)
Lineage: Eukaryota; Metazoa; Chordata; Aves; Procellariiformes; Procellariidae
Product: structural maintenance of chromosomes protein 6-like
Exons: 8
Coding region: 1-903 (300 amino acids)
Biological process (GO): double-strand break repair via homologous recombination
Cellular component (GO): site of double-strand break; nucleus; Smc5-Smc6 complex
Molecular function (GO): damaged DNA binding; single-stranded DNA binding
Source: RefSeq, a predicted model, not a curated record